CUUUACUUCGGAAUGUCGAAUGGAAAGCGGGUGAUUUAGGAAGCAAAUUGUGCCAAAAGUCUUGAAGAACUCUAAUCCGGCGAAGGGCAAGUUUGACCUGGGCCGGUUUAGCAUUCUAAAGGCACAAGAAGGCUACUAAGCUCUAAUCCGACAAAGGGGCUAUGGCACCCCGAAAGCGUCUCAAUGAUGACUCCUCUUCUAGGCAACCCGCACAUUUCACAAAGAAAGCCCAUAAGAGUUUGUAUGAGCUACGAAAAGAAAAGAACCUAGACGUGGAGAAGACUAUACACCCGGAUAUCGAUCGUGUCUUCUGUCUUACCGAGGCUUUCCGCUCGGUGGGAUGGGAGAGAAUGCUCACUAUUUCCGGCGAAUACUUUCCGGACUUUGUUCGGGAGUUCUACGCCAACAUCCUCAACAAAGAAGAGAAAUCCGGAACUGUGAAGAGCUCGGUCUGCGGCACCCCUAUCACUCUCACACUCGACUAUCUACGGGAAUUUUUGAACCUCAAAGAUCCGCGCGCACCAUUCACCUACACAAUCAAUCGCAACGGUUUUGUCGCCAAUGAUCACAACUACAACAUUGUGGCGACGAAAACUAAAUUUGGAUGCACCGACAUGCGUGUCCGUGAAUUGGGACUAAGCUGGAUCCGUGAAUUGGAAGCACUUGGACUGUCAACCCCGGUUUCCAUCACACACCGGAACCCAACGAAGAGAUCAUCAUUUUCCCACCCGAUUUCGAGGAAGGAGAGCACACAGCUGAUUACCGGAAUGAGAUACGAGGAGGCAACGACAUUUGGACAAUGGAUGGCAAUGAGUUUUCUUGUAGUGAGGAAGAUAAGGGAGUGGCGGUGCUUCUGUUAUCCACCAAAGUUAGAGAUGGCAAAAAAGAGGGAGGAAAUAUUGAGGAUAUUCAUACAAUCAAAUGACUUCGACUCAUGGAUGGUAAUCAAGCAUGGAAACACUACGGCAAAUAUUAUUGAUGGAAUUCGUGUUCCCAAGUUGGAAUCCGAAUAUGAUGAUCAAGACAAGAAGAACGUCAUGCAAAAUGCCGAAGCCAUCAACUAUCUUUAUUGUGCAGUCAACCCCGAUGAUUAUAGAAAGAUAUCAAGAUGCAAAUCUGCCAAUGAGAUGUGGACUAAACUCGAAGUCACUUAUGAAGGUACAUCUCAAGUUAAAGAUGCUAAAGUUGAUAUCUUAUUGCAUGAAUACAAAUUAUUCUCAAUGAAGGAGAAUGAAAGCAUUGAUAGUUAUUUUGAGAGAUUCUCUACAAUCAUCAACAAUCUUGACACGCUCGGAAAGUAUUACACCGAUCAUGAGCUUGUCCGGAAAAUUCUGCGUUACAAAAGGAGGAAAUCUAUAGCAUUGAAAGCCACCAAGGAAGUUGUAGAGGAAAAUGAAGAAGAUGAUGAUGAAUCACUUAAUUUAGAAGAUAAUCCCGAACUUGCUCUUGUCAUCAAACGCUUCAACAAAUUUAUCAAGAAAAGCUUCAAGCCAAGAAGAGACAAUGGCAAGAAAGCUACACCACCUAAAUGCUAUGAAUGUGGAGAGAUAGGGCACAUCAAGCCUUAUUGUCCUAAGUUGAAGCAAGGGAAGGACAAGAAGUUCAAGAAGAAGCAAAAAGCAUACAUUUCAUGGGAGAGUGAUUAUUCAUCUUCUGAAACAAGUGAUGAGGACGAAGAAACAACAAAUCUUUGUCUAAUGGCUACCGAGGAAGAGGUAUCUUCUAAUUCUUUUUCAACUCCUUUAUCGUCUUCGAGUGAUUGCUUUUCAUUGGAUGAUUUACAUAGUGCAUUUAGUGAUCUCUAUGGUGAAUUUCUCAAAUCCACCAAAGAAACUAAGCUUGCAAAAGAAAAUGUCACAUCUUUAGAAGCUCAAAUAAUUGAACUUAAUAAGGAGAUGGAUUUAUUGAAACUUGAAAAUAAGAAACUUGGCAAGGCUUUUUAUGCGUCUCUCAUAUUCAAACGUCGUGGUUCCCAAUUUGUUGUUACGGCUAAGUUUUGUGGAAAAGAGGUUGUUGUUACCAGUUCAGAGCUUAAUUCUAUGUUUGGAAUGUCCAAUUCUGGAGGUGAGAUUACCACCGUGAACAAUGACCAGAAUCCAUGGUAUGAUUUUGAUGAGCGUAAGUGUUGGGAGGCUAUGGAUUUCACGCCCCAAUUCAAUUCAUCCAAACGUCCAAUGAAGCGAGCCCUUCCAUAUCCUCUUCUCGUCACUCAUCUUUUGAAGCAAAAAGGAUUUGAGUUUACUAAUGCUGAGAUGACUAUUGAUACUCCUUUUUGGCGAAUCCGAGUGGAAACCGUAACUCGUGCUCAGAAUGUUAAUGAUGACUCCAGUGACGACGACGAUGAUGUUGUUGCUCCUACCCAGAAGCGUCCGAUUUCCUAUAGAGGUAGGGUCUCUCUGCCGAUGUUAUACGACGCUAUGCAAGGACUCCAAACCUCCCUUGACAACUUGAAGAUUCAACAAGCUAUCCAUGGUUAUAAUUUGAACAAUUUGUUGGUCAAAUCGGGAGAACAUUGGGUGGUUCCAUCGAUGGAUGCGUUGGAGCCGUAUAUGUACCACGGGUCAUCAUCUUCUCAGGAUACGAGUAUUCAUCAAGAGACUCAGGGAAUUGUUGCGGAUGAUACUGCUGAUGAUGAGGAAGAUGAGAUGGAUGAGGAAUGAAAGGAUGGAGCACUCAUGUUAUUUUCUAAACUUAUCUAAUAUCUCUUUAUCUUUUGUCUUUGUUUAAUGUGACUUUACUAUCUCCCAUUCACCCUUGUGUUUUGAUACCCUUAAUGUUUUUUCUCCUACACCCUUUUUGCUUAUGACAAAAGGGGGAAGAUUA
Molecule: messenger RNA, 2823 nt
Organism: Cuscuta campestris
Lineage: Eukaryota; Viridiplantae; Streptophyta; Magnoliopsida; Solanales; Convolvulaceae
Source: the annotation of a GenBank genome assembly